Esox lucius (northern pike) is the source of this 1862-nucleotide messenger RNA. It is a transcript of the gene npb, whose product is annotated as neuropeptide B. The transcript is spliced from 2 exons. Gene Ontology annotation, biological process: feeding behavior; G protein-coupled receptor signaling pathway. Gene Ontology annotation, molecular function: G protein-coupled receptor binding. Bases 778 to 1176 code for a protein of 132 amino acids. The record is from RefSeq and is a predicted model, not a curated record. NCBI's taxonomy places the organism in Eukaryota, Metazoa, Chordata, Actinopteri, Esociformes, Esocidae.
CCUCGUUUAGAGGACUUCAGUGCCUCCUCAACAGCCUAAAAAGAACCUUAAAGGACUUACUGGAUAAUAUGGAUUCUAGAUAAACAAAAUAUUCAUCCAACCAUAACCAAAUGAACUGAGGGAUAUCUGGGCACGCCCCCAAAUGUGCUGUUCAAACUCUGAGUACCUUGACAACGUUUUGGGUCUACAACAAAUAAUCUGAUGUAGGGCCGGCCUGGUUGAUGCAAAGACACAAUGAAAAUAGUGAGACUAAAUCAACAAUUGGGAUCUGAAGGUCAUGGCCAUUAAAAGUUGUGAGACGUGUUCACGUUGUUGAUGUAUAAUAACAGCUAUACCAUAGGCUACCUCUCGAACACAGUUUUCUAAAGUUCAAUCUUAAAGUUCAACGUUAAUUUCACUGACUUGUCCUCUCAGUAAUCAGAUGAUGAGGAUCACUGGGAUUCCCUUAUGUCACCCCCCCCCCCCCCAAACACAAGGGAAAAGCGAAAACGGAUCAAUCCGGAUUGGAAUUUUCCUCUGCGUGAAUCACCCAACCCAUCUGAUCCAAUCAACGGGUCACGAUCGCGCAGCGCGCCUAUAUAAACGACCACAACAUUAACACCCAACCAAAAGAAGCACCAACCAAGAACGUCUGCUGAUAUUGUAAAGACUUGACUGGUAACUACAGCUCACCACAGAAAAAGACAACAGGAGAACCCAAGAAAGUCCAAACGGCAAACAAACCAACCAGCAAACCAACAUAAAAUCCACUGCGUAAAGCGCAAGAGAGGUUCCACGAUGGAGAGGUCCGUUAGAUUCGCUGUUGUGUGCGUUGCUAUCUCCAUGCUUAUUUCGUGCCAUCCUAUCGAGGCAUGGUAUAAGCAGUCGACCGGUCCAAGCUACUAUUCAGUCGGCCGAGCUUCGGGGCUUCUUUCCGGGAUUCGGAGGUCCCCAUACAUCCGUAGGUCUGAGUCCGAAGAAACGGUUAUGGACAGCGGAGAGUCCACAGGUACUGGGAACAACGCGGUGACAGACGGUAACCGACAGACCCCUGUGUUAAAAAACAUGGCCAUUUGCGUGAAGGAAAUCUCUCCCAACCUGAAAAGCUGCGAGCUGCUGCGGGACGGGACCAGCACGUUCCAGUGCAAGGCUGACGUGUUACUCUCCCUGGACUCCCUGGACUGCCUGACCGUGUGAGCUGCAAAAACAUCUCCCUCCAGCGCCAACAACACCAAUUGACUUUUCGUGUGGCAGAGGGGGCCGGGACAGCACUAGCUAGCGAGAAAGAGGGGCCGUUAAUUGAUGAUGACAUUGAAUGUUUUCUCAUUUCUAUAAAAACGAUGUGAAGAUAUGUAUUUAAUACUGCUAGCGUGUAAAAAAAGAAACAAGUGAAAAACAAUAUGGAAAAACUCCAAAGUGCAAUGUGUGUUUGUGUGAGAGAAAGCUGUUCGCCUACUAGGCAACAAAUCUGUCAAACUCCCACUCCCCUAUAUCCUUGACCUGGCCAGUCCUCAACCAUUACCCCUUAAUUGUAUCCGCGUUGCCAAUUGUAGGCUAUUAUUAAAUGUUCAUAAAUCGUUGACUGCUGAGCAGAACCCGUCGAAGUACUUUUAUUUAUUAAAACGAACAAAUAUCGGUGACUUGGUUAGCAUACAUGUGUAUUUAUUCCGGACUGAUGUACUGUAGAGGUAUUGCGGUUUCCCAAAAAAGCAACAACUGUGUCGCAGAUGUUUCAUAUAGGCAAUUGUGUUUUUAUGCUUACAAAUUGUAUUUAAUUUUACAAAAUGUUAUGGUCAUUUAUGUUAUCUUUAUUUUUUUCAUGCUGAAAAUGAAUAUGGCCAACCACACACCCGACAAGUGAUUAAUAAACAUGUCAAAUAAGA